UGAUAUUAUUAUAAAAACUGACAUCAUUCGUGUUGUAUGACCUAUCGUCGUUUUUUACUGGACACCUUCAAAGCAGCUCGGAGGCUAAUUUAUUCAUCCAUUCCAGUCGAUUCUAAAACUCCGAAAAUGACUUCAAGUUUGGAUUUCUACCAAGUCGGAGACGCCAUCUGCGACGAAAUCCUUGGCCUGCUGGAAAUGACCGCCAACGAAACGUUGAAGAAGCAGGACAUUUUCCGGCUGGGAGUUUCGGGAGGUUCCAUCGCCAACAUCCUCUCGGAGGGCAUGCACGAUCUCCGUUCAGACUUCAGCAAGUGGCAGAUUUUCCUCUGCGAUGAACGGGUCGUUCCGGAGGAUGAUAAGGAAUCCACAUACGGCGUCUACAAACGGGACCUGUUGGAUUGUCAUCCGGAGUUUCCGAAAUCGAUUUUCUACCCGGUCAAUUGUAGCCUAAGCCCGACGGAAGCGGCAGAGGAUUAUGAGAAGACUAUCCGGAGGGCGUUCGGUUUGGAGAAAUCGAAGGAGAUUCCGUCGUUUGAUUUGUUAAUUCUGGGGAUUGGACCGGAUGGGCACACGGCUUCGCUCUUCCCGGGUCAUCCGCUGUUGGAGGAAAAGGUGAAGCUGAUUGCUCCGAUUGAGAACUCACCGAAGCCACCACCCAAGCGGGUCACGAUGACCUAUCCGUUGAUCAACAAUGCGAAGGUUUGCUUGUUCGGCUCGCAAGGGGAAUCGAAGGCGGAUAUGUUGAAGAAGAUUUUGGUGGACAAGGACGAAUCUCUACCGGUGACCCGGGUGGAUCCUAAGAAUGGUCGGUUGAUUUUCGUGGCAUGCGAUGGAGCUGCCAGCAAAAUUGGUGCAAAUCCGAGCCGUAAAGCCAAGGCUUGAGAGGCAGACACAUGUUGCAUUUAAAUGCUCUCACUAAGUGUGCCUUAGAAGUGAUGCAGAGGAAGAUAAAGCCAGUGCACAAUCUACAGCUAUUCGAUGGUUAUGUGAUAAGGAAUUUGUGUUUUUAUUGUUUGAAUCGUAAAAGUAAAAUAAAUUAAACUACAAUAUAAUACAA
Molecule: messenger RNA, 1057 nt
Organism: Ochlerotatus camptorhynchus
Lineage: Eukaryota; Metazoa; Arthropoda; Insecta; Diptera; Culicidae
Gene: Pgls
Product: 6-phosphogluconolactonase
Exons: 2
Coding region: 37-882 (281 amino acids)
Biological process (GO): pentose-phosphate shunt; carbohydrate metabolic process
Molecular function (GO): 6-phosphogluconolactonase activity
Source: RefSeq, a predicted model, not a curated record